AUGGACGCCUUUGCGCAGGAGGCGUUCGCCCUGUUGGGGUUAGGUCUCCUGGUAAUCUGUCUAAGAAUGUUUGCCAGGAUAUCUUUAGGUGGCUUCAAGGGCCUCCAGCCAGACGACUAUCUUAUGGUGCUAGCAGCGGCAGUCUACUCGGUAGAGACGUACUUGGCGUACUCGGUUGGGGCAUUCUGGAAAGGCCUUGCCAAUAAUGCCAUGACGGAUGAGCAACGGCGUCUCCUCGAUCCAAACAGCGAGGAGUUCAGACUGCGGGUCAACGGCUCCAAAACGCAAGUCGCUGGCUGGUCCACUUACACCUUUUUGCUGUGGAUCAUGAAGGCUGCCAUGUGCACCUUCUACCUUCGCCUGACGGAUGGCCUUGGGUUUCGAAAGCGGAUUUACACCGGAUUCGUUCUCAUUUUCACAACAUGGAUAGCUGUCCUCUUUUCAAUUCUGCUCAGUUGUCGCCCGCUCAGCAAAAACUGGCAAAUAUACCCUGAUCCGGGCAACUCCUGUCAGCCAGCCAUAUCAAAGGUCGACAUACUUGUCACAGUAGUCUUGAAUGUUUUGACCGAUCUCUACCUCAUGACCAUCCCCAUCCCGAUGCUGUGGCAUUCUUCGCUGAGGCCCCUUAAGAAGGCUGGUCUCAUCUUUCUGUUCUCCGGUGGGGCGUUCGUGACGGUCGCAGGCAUCCUGCGCUGCGUUCUGAUCAUCACGGACCCGGUCAACGGCGCUCAGCAGGCGGGUUCGUGGGCCGUGCGAGAGACAUUUGUGGCGGUGGUGACGUCCAACUUGCCAAUGAUCACGCCGCUCAUCACCCGCUUGUUCCGCCCCAUCAUCGGGAGCCUCCGGUCACUGUCGUCAUCACAGAACAGAACGGCCGGCCACUCGCGGAGCAUGGAGGGCAAGCCGAGAGGCUUCAAGCUUGAAGAGAAGAACCCGCGCCGCGGCAUGGGCCCGCGAAGCGUCCAUCCCAUUCCUAACUUCACGGCCAAUGACAGCGAGGAGCAUAUCUACACCCAAAACGACAACGAUGACUUGCAGACGCGGCAGGUAGACACCCCCUCGCCCGUGCAGCUCACUGAUCUAGAGGCGGCGCGUGUCACUUCUUCUAUGAACGGUGUCAUUGUCAAGCAAACAUCAGUGGAGGUAGUAGAGACACGCAAGAGCCUUGCCGGCCUAGCGCCGGACGGGCGCGAUCUCAGCGACUAUUACUUUCUCACACAUACGAGGAGAGACGGGGACAUGCCGGCAGCAACUCCAGCAAGAAGAGUUGAGAGGAAGCCGAAGAGGUCUAGUGUGAGUUUUGGACUGUUUGCUAGAUCAUGA
Molecule: messenger RNA, 1323 nt
Organism: Canariomyces notabilis
Lineage: Eukaryota; Fungi; Ascomycota; Sordariomycetes; Sordariales; Chaetomiaceae
Exons: 6
Coding region: 1-1323 (440 amino acids)
Source: RefSeq, a predicted model, not a curated record